AUGUCACGAAAAGAGAAAGAGUUGAAAGAAUUGGUAACGGAACAACCGAACUCGCUCACAAUCGGGCCUCCACAAGACGCCAGCUCGUACCACUUGAUUGAACCCUUUUCUUAUCUUUUGUCGAGUCACAAGCAGGAGUCACAGCAUGCACCAGCAACAGCGCUUCUUAUACUCAACCAGGAAAUCAACGUUGACCUAGUACGACUAUGGCAGCUCGCUGACGUUGUGGUGUGCGCAGAUGGCGCAGCCAACAGAAUCUACAACUACUUUGCUACCACAUCAAAUCAAGCUGAAUAUAUCCCAAACUACAUCGUGGGCGACUUUGACUCCCUCAAACCUGAGAUCGGCAGGUAUUAUGAAUCCAGAGGCGCGAAACUAAUCCGCCAGUCGUCGCAAUACGCCAACGACUUUAACAAGGCCAUCUUUUGCAUCCAGCUUCAUUUCUUGUACAUCAAGCACAACACGCAAUGGCCCAAAGAGAUUGAUACCGACUCAGGCUUGUCCACGACAUUCCAGGACAAAUUCCAGAACCAGAGCUCGAUCCCGAUAAAGAUCUACACCUUGUCCGCGAUUGGUGGCCGUUUCGACCAAACGAUACAGUCAAUAAAUCAACUAUACAUCUUGCAUCAAGAAUCGCCCAAUUUGGAGGUGUUCUACCUCACGCAAAACGACAUACUUUUUCUUUUGUACAAGGGUGUCAACUAUGUAGCGUACCGGGGCAAAACAACGUUUAGCAAAAACGGCGAUACCACGCCUCCAACGUGUGGAUUGUUGCCCUUGAGCAGCAGGGCGGUGGUUUUGUCUACUCAUGGGUUGAAAUACGACGUGACGCAAUGGACUACCCAGAUGACGGCCUAUGUCAGCUCAAGCAACCGAAUUGUUGGUGAGAAUGGUUUCACUGUGCACUGUUCUGAUGAUAUUUUGAUGAAUAUAGAGAUUGAUUUAUAG
Messenger RNA from Lodderomyces beijingensis, 948 nucleotides. Lineage: Eukaryota; Fungi; Ascomycota; Pichiomycetes; Serinales; Debaryomycetaceae. The record is from the annotation of a GenBank genome assembly.